This is a messenger RNA of Phalacrocorax carbo (great cormorant), 744 nucleotides long. The record is from RefSeq and is a predicted model, not a curated record. NCBI's taxonomy places the organism in Eukaryota, Metazoa, Chordata, Aves, Suliformes, Phalacrocoracidae.
AUGGCCGCGCCCGCAACCCCACAGCCCCGCCUGCGCCACGGUGCCGCGGUGCUCCUGAUCCUCCGCACGGCUCUCGCCACCGCCCUCGCCUGCCACCACCUCCGUCCCCGCGACGCCACCUUCCCCUGGGACAGCACCCACCUCCUCCAGGCCAUGGCUCCCAGCCCCGCACAGCCCUGCCACCACCUGCACGACCCCUUCCCCUUCCCCGACACCCUCCUCCACACCAACCACCCACAGCAAGCCGCCGCCGCCGCUCACCGCCUCCUCCAGCGCCUCUUCGACACCCUCAGCAGCCCGAACAUCCCCCAACACUGGGACGCCCAGGCACGCCACCGCCUCCUCAACAGCCUCCAGCAUUACAAACAUGACUUGGAGCAAUGCCUGACAGCCAGCAGCAAGCUCUUCCAAGGCCAAGGGCUCCGCAAGCUGCUGCUCAAUGUCAACAAAUACUUUGGGCGCAUCCAGGACUUCCUCCGCACCCACGGCCACAGCGCCUGCGCCUGGGACCACGUCCGCCUGGAAGCUCGCCUCUGCUUCCAACGUGUGGACAUACUCAUACGGCAAAUGAAGAGCCGAGCCGCUCCUGCCCUCCACCAAAGCCACCCGCACCAAAUGCCCAUCCUGGGCCAGCGCCGGCAGCCACCGAUGCAGUGGAGGCAGCAGCAGCCGGGGGUGGGAUUGCUCAGUGCUGCUCACACCUCUGCCCAUCAGGAGCCUGUGCUGAGGGGGAAACGGGCAUGA